Messenger RNA from Nematolebias whitei (Rio pearlfish), 816 nucleotides. RefSeq names its product myc proto-oncogene protein. The transcript is spliced from 3 exons. The record is from RefSeq and is a predicted model, not a curated record. Bases 1 to 816 code for a protein of 271 amino acids. Gene Ontology annotation, biological process: regulation of transcription by RNA polymerase II; positive regulation of cell population proliferation. NCBI's taxonomy places the organism in Eukaryota, Metazoa, Chordata, Actinopteri, Cyprinodontiformes, Rivulidae. Gene Ontology annotation, molecular function: DNA-binding transcription factor activity, RNA polymerase II-specific; protein dimerization activity; RNA polymerase II cis-regulatory region sequence-specific DNA binding.
AUGUGGAGAUCCUCCAUUAGAUUAGAUGUGGGUGGUUUUACUUUCAGUCUCUACAAGCUGCUUGAACUUGAACAACAUUAUGUUCGUGCUGAGCAGCUCUGGAACCACGAGGACCCAGAACCUCCACAGAUUAAAGAGGAACAGGAAGAACCAGAACCUCCACAGAUUAAAGAGGACCAGGGGGAACUCUGCAGCAGUCAGGAGGGAGAGCAGCUGGUUCUGAAGCAGCAGACUGGUACCCUUUAUAUUACGGCAGCGUUGAGUGAGGAGGACAUGGAUCUUCAGCUCCGACUCGUGAAGACCAUCAGGAUGCCUGAAAUAAAGUUGCACAGAAUCGUAGAAGAAGAAGAGGAUGACGGAGAGGACGCAGAGAUCGACGUGGUGACGUUGGACACGACGUCUUGGCGUCCUGACCCCGCCCCUCUAGUCCUGAAACCAGCUCACAUCAUCGACAUCCACCUGCACAACUACGCCGCCCCGCUGACUGCUGGGAAACGACUGAAGGCUGUGGGGCCAGGAGGCAGGCGGCGGUGUUGGAGCCCACGGUCGGACAGCGAGGACAGACGGCGGACACACAACGUGCUGGAGAGGCAGCGGCGCGACCAGCUGAGGAGGAACUUCCUGUCUCUGAGGGACCAGGUCCCCGCUGUCGAAGGCAACGGGAAGGUGGCAAAGGUGUUGGUACUGAAGGAGGCGGCGGCAUUCAUCGCCGAGGUCCGAGAGGAGGAAAGGAGUCUGCUGAUGAUGAAGGAGGCGCUGACGAUGAGGAGCAGACAGCUGAGACAAAGACUGGAGUGGCUUGGGACAUCAUGCUAA